Molecule: messenger RNA, 2226 nt
Organism: Penicillium odoratum
Lineage: Eukaryota; Fungi; Ascomycota; Eurotiomycetes; Eurotiales; Aspergillaceae
Exons: 1
Coding region: 1-2226 (741 amino acids)
Source: RefSeq, a predicted model, not a curated record
AUGCAGGGUUUGUGGUCCCGAGCUGCUCCGUCGCAGUCGACCUGUCGCUGCGUCUCGUGUUUGAGCACAACUGCCACUGGUGUUACCUCCCGAUCAACCGCCGCUGCUAGCAAAAGACGCCUUCGCAUAGGCAAUUCGGUCACCGCGCUAUACACGAGCAUCUUCGCUGCUGCCGCCCUGGCUGAUGCCAAGGCCAAAACUCAACGUCGAAAUGACUGGGAAGAGAAGAUUGCGGCCGUGAAGGCCGAGGUGAACGAAUUGGUCGAUGAAGAACAACGACUAUUAAAAUCACUACAAUCACGAAGAAAGCCCAGGGGACUCAAUCGACUCCUGCACAACGGUGUUCCCGGGAUGACGGCGAACUUUCCUCCCGCGACCCAGCGACGAACCAUUUCGAGCCAGCCAACAAGGUCCUUCCACACCGAUCGUCGGCUAAUCAAUGUCGCAAGUGCGGAGAUAGCGGAGAGUUACGAAGUUGAGGAGGAAAUGGCAUAUGAGGAAGAGGAGUUCGACGAUAUAGAGGAUAUGGAAGCGAGGCAUGUAUUCUUGCCGGGUUGGGUUCUCCAGGAUCCAAUGCGAAUCAAAGCUAUCCAAAAAUUGGCAUUGAAACAAUUCGCGAUUCGACUGCUACUCCGACCUACCAUUGCCCACCGCUACUCGGGUCUUCCGGUGAACUACACCCGCGAUUUCGAUGUUCCUCAAAUCAAUGUGCCUAGCCUUCUUGAAGAGCUCAACAAACUUCGGCGCCGAAUCACUGAACUCCGGACUUGUGAAGACUCAUAUUAUGGUGAUUUGGUACAUGAACUCACCACACUAAGUCCACAAAGGGUGCAAAAAGAAUGCCAAACCCUUGAUGCCGAGCUCCAGCAAGAUCUCCGACUGUUUAUGAGCCGGGAGAUGUCUGUAGAUGAAGCUCUCUUGCGAACUUCCGGCAAUCUUCUCAAAUCUGUGGACCCGGAUAGACCGAAUGCAUUCAGAAACAUAAUCAUUGCCUUCAGCCAAGCUCGCCAAAACGACCUAAACGAAAUGCUGCUGCGAACAGUGCUACCGCAUCGAUUCUACCUGAGCACAUCUCUCAUAACCACGAUUAUGGUCUUCUUCCGCAAGUCGAAGAACCUCAAAGACUUUGAUCUUUUCCUUCGCAUGCUUACUGGAGAAGGUUGGUCGGCGAAUCUGGGGGCCCUGGCGCCAUAUACCCACCGAAAAGUCAAUGGUUUGGAUGUGGUGGUCCCGCCUAUGGAUAGCAAUAGCGUUCUCAUAUACUCAGAGUUGAUAACUUGCGCAUUGCGUUUUAAUCAACCCGAUCGAGCAGAUGCUUGGCUCCAGGCGGCGCGGCGUGUUGGCUUUUUCGACAAUUUCAACACACUGUUUUGUUAUAUCAAAUUCUACAGCAUCAGACAAGACUGGGAGAAAGGAUCUGCGGCACUCAAACGGGCUGUCACCUACUUGGUAUCAUCAACAGGCCUCGAGCGAGCUUUUGUUGAGCGUCUUGUUGUGCUCAUGGCCCAUCUUUGCGAUUCCUGCGGCCGAAAAGACGUUUCACAGGCUUUGAUAUCUGCCGCUAUGGAUAGCGGCUUUGAUCCUUGCAUACCAUCAACACAGGAAGAUGUUAAACCUAUCAUCGACCCCAACUUCAUGCGUUGGACAAAAGCUGCUCAAUCAGCGCCCAAGGAGAACGCCGGUCGUCCUUUGUGGCAGAAAUGUUCUGAAUUUGCAUACAGUUUCGGUAACUACCUCAAUAGUCUGGAAAUCUCGCAUGAUGAAACAAGGACUCAACAGCUAGCCAGCCACGCUGCCUGCCAUGCGCAGAAUGCCAUGAGGGCUGGACUUGCUGGAGAUCCAUCAGCCCCAAAAGAUUCAAAGAUCAAGAACGACUCUUUGCCAUCAAGCUCAUCCUCUGAAGUUGCUGCAUUGAAAAACGAAGUAGCUCAACUUCGUGAGCUGGUCUUUGAGCUCCGCAAACACCAUAUUCAAGCUUCAUUCAAAGAGGACAAGUCUUACCACGCCUCCGAUCUGACCUAUGAAGAGCAUACCUCACAACCCGAUACCCUUUCACAUAUCCCCACACCGGCCUCCGAAACUGAGGGCUCUUCUACUAGGCCUCGCAGCGUCGAAUUCCACAAAUCUACUUCAAAGUCAGGUCGACCCAAGAAAUCCAGGAAAAGGCCUGUUGAAGACCGGAACUUGUCCAGCUCUUGGCAAUCAGCGAGCCAACUAACAGCCUAG